Messenger RNA from Branchiostoma belcheri (Belcher's lancelet), 2848 nucleotides. Its product is annotated as POU domain, class 6, transcription factor 2-like. The record is from RefSeq and is a predicted model, not a curated record. The coding region runs from base 18 to 1901 and encodes 627 amino acids. Gene Ontology annotation, molecular function: DNA-binding transcription factor activity, RNA polymerase II-specific; RNA polymerase II cis-regulatory region sequence-specific DNA binding. Lineage: Eukaryota; Metazoa; Chordata; Leptocardii; Amphioxiformes; Branchiostomatidae. Gene Ontology annotation, biological process: regulation of transcription by RNA polymerase II. The transcript has 10 exons.
GUAACUGCCAUGUUUCCAUGGUAACUGCUGUGUGUCUGUCCCCACCUCAGCAGCAGCAGGCUGGACUGCUAUCCCAGAGUUCCACGGGGCACGCCAUGCCCUCCACUGGUUGGCAGCAAGGAUCUGUCUCACCAAACACCCCCGGCAUGUCCCAAAGUUCUGCCGCCUCCACCAAUGCUAACAUGGCCUCUAACAUGGCAUGUAGCUGGAUCCAGACAGUGAACGGUCAGCAGAUGUUGCUCAUCCCAGUAGCGGGGCCGAACGGUCAGCAGCAGCUGCUCACUAUACCUGUGUCCAUUCCACAGUCUCCCGGGCAACAGGGACAGGUGGCCCAGAUCAUCGCCCUCCCCACGGCAGGUGGUCAGGUGGUGCCAACAGGUGGACAGAUGUUAACCCAGGCAGCCGUCAACGGGGGAGUCGUCGCUUCACCUGGGGCUCAGCAAGCAGCGCAUUCAGGUAUUGCAGUCCAUGCGACAGCAGCCAGUGAAAUCACAUCCCCAACCAAGUCAGCGCCCAGCCCAACCACAGCUGUGACCAACCAGGUCAUCAGAACAACGUCAUCCCGGAUUACCGGCACGCCUGUCAUGACCAAUCAGAUCGCGGGCACCCAAGUCGUCACGAGUCCCAGCGGACAGAUCCAGCUGAUCGCGGGAAACACGGGAUUGGUGAACCAGGCCACGGCCAACGCCACGCAGAUACUAAACCGCGUCCAGGCGGCGCCACCGGUCACGUCGCAGCUGGUAAACGGGACUCACGUUCUCACGAACGCCUCUCCCGCGAGACAGGUUCUAACGUCGGCGAUUCCGCAGGGAGUGACCACGUCGGCCGCGAUGGCGGCACACAUGGCAGCCAAUCAGGUGGCAGCGACGCAGGCAGCAACCAAUCAGACGACAGCAACACAUCAUCACGUAGUGACGAAUCAGGCGACGGGAGGACAGGUCCUGACGAAUGCAGCGGGACAGGUUUUAGGGACGGUCGUCGGGACACAGAUCAUCACACCUGGAGUCAUCUCACCUGGCGUUACAGUAGCUUCAGGUGGAGACGAGCUUCAUUCACAAGCAUCACAGCAGUCUAUUUCCCAGCUGGCAGCAGCAGCAGAUAUCCUCGGCUCAGCAGAGAGCACGGUGGACGGGAUUAACCUGGAGGAGAUCAAGGAGUUCGCUCGGCAGUUCAAGAUCCGCAGACUCUCGCUGGGGCUGACCCAGACCCAGGUUGGACAGGCACUGAGCGCUACUGAGGGCCCAGCUUAUAGCCAGUCUGCCAUAUGCAGAUUUGAGAAGCUAGACAUCACCCCCAAGAGUGCCCAGAAGAUCAAGCCUGUCCUGGAGCGCUGGAUGGCGGAGGCAGAGGAGAGGUAUAAGAACGGUGCCGCCAACCUGUCCGAAUUCAUCGGGCAAGAACCUUCCAAGAAAAGGAAGAGAAGAACGUCAUUCACACCACAGGCCUUGGAAGUGCUGAAUGCCCACUUUGAGAAGAACACCCAUCCGUCGGGAGCAGAGAUGACCGCACUGGCCGAAAAGCUGAACUACGACAGAGAGGUGAUCCGCGUAUGGUUCUGCAACAAGCGACAGGCCCUCAAAAACACCAUCAAGAAGCUGAAGACCCACCAUGAGGCGGUGGGGGCACAUCACGAAGCUGUGGUGACACAAAUUGCUGGCCCGACUCAUGUGACACAGAUCCCGCAGCAGGUCAACCUGGGGUCACAACAGGUCAGUCUGGGGUCGCAACAGGUCAGCCUGGGGUCGCAGGUCGGUCUGGGGCCACAGGUCAGCCUGGCACAGCAGGUCAGCCUGGCGCAACAGGUCAUGAACUCUCAGGUCACCGCCAUUGUGACCUCACCCACGAUCACCACUGACAACCUCACGGCGCAAGACUUGACGUCAGGAAGCCUCUCACCGUGAAGCUUCCCAGAUGUCGAUAAGUUUUCUCACCUUCAACCUCGCUAAGGCUUGUCUCAACCUUCCUCUCAUCACAGUGAUGCUCCCUGCAAAUCGUUAAAAAAAGUUAAGGUGAAGAAAAACAAUGACUCGGCAAGGCCGUUCUCCUACAGCUGUGUGUGGGUUCAGAAGUGUAAGUAGCCUGUAGAGAGGAGCAACGUUCUUCAGAACUUGGACAACUGUGGAAAUAUACGUGUACGACUGAAUCAUAGUCACACAUGUAACUGUUUAUAUGUUCACUAGCACUACAGUAACAUGCCCCUUAGUUUAACUCUCUUCACCACUGUCCCAGUUUCAAAACAAGAAAGGAAGGGUGAAUAAACUUGAACCCUAUUGGCAUUAGGCUGGACUGUCUGGCAGAUCCACUAUGAAGGGACCAUUCAUUUUUGCUGGGAGCAUUACUACAAAACUAAAAAAAAGAGAGACAUUCGAAUAGGUCCAUUUUCAAUGUGUAGUGUGAUUGAUGUAUUUACCACCACCUCGGCUUGCAUGAAUAUACCGCAACGUUCUCCAGUGUCAAACAUAGAAAACAUUUCUACCUCCUUCCAAAUAACAGAUAACCCCAGUAUUAACACCAAAGCUGUUCCCAUACUUUCCUAGCCUACGUCAGUGCAUGAGUACAUUUGUAAGCGUACAAUGUAGUCUGUGUGUGCCAGUAUUUUUGAAACUCAAAGUCACAGGUAGUAACGUUACAGCCUAUGAUAUCUCUGAAAACCUCCAGUCCAAAGACUAAGGAACUAUACACAAAACCCCAUUCAAGGCUCUUUGGUCAAAGUCACAGGAUAGCUUGCCAGCUAGUCCUAACAAAGAACAUGAGUUAUGACAUAAGCUUUGGUUUUUUUAAUCCACAUUUAUCUAUUAAAUAAUUACAUGUAUUAUGAGCAAAAAGUUCAUAAUACAACCUUUCAUCA